UCUCCACACCCAGACCACAUCACUAUGUAGUGCUUAUGAUGUGUUAUAACCCCACAUGUCCUCCUCAGGGUCCCAUGGGAGUCGAUCCAGAACAUGGCCAGUCUCCACACCCUGAACCUGGAUCAUAACCUGAUAGACCACAUCGCAGAGGGAUCCUUUGGAGAACUGUACAAGCUGGCUCGCCUGGAUAUGACCUCCAACAGGCUGAGGACCCUGCCACCUGAUCCCCUGUUUGCAAGGUCUCAGACGGGAGCCAUCAGUCCCACUCCCUACAACAGCGUCAUCAGUCUGAACUUCGGAGGGAACCCGCUACACUGUAACUGUGAGUUGCUAUGGUUACGGCGGCUGGUCCGAGAGGACGAUAUGGAGACAUGCGCCACGCCCCCUCAGCUGGCCGGCAGGUAUUUCUGGUCCAUCCCUGAGGACGAGUUCACCUGUGAACCGCCCCUCAUCACCAGACACAGCCACAAGCUCUGGGUCCUGGAAGGUCAAAGGGCAACCUUGAAAUGCAGAGCCAUCGGCGACCCCGAACCCGUCAUCCAUUUUGUCUCACCCGGCGAUCGGAUUGUGGCGAAUUCCAGCCGCACGACAUCGUACCGAAACGGAACAUUGGAUCUCUUAGUUACGGUUGCUAGGGACGACGGAGCGUACACGUGCAUAGCGAUAAACGCAGCGGGGGAGGCUACCGCGACGGUGGAUCUAAAGAUCGUUCCAUUGCCGCAUCGGAAUGGGAAUGUGAACGUUCCGGGGAAUGUGACGGUUACCGGGAACACUGGGAAUUCUAAUGGGAAUAUUCCGGGUUCUUCAGACAUCACCACCGGGAAAAGCGGGAAUACCGGAGUUAAUGGUGGAAAUGGAGGGAAUGUGAAAGAAACGGMGGAGAGGAAAGGAGAAGAGGGAGAGGGGGAUGAGGAGGAGGACGGRGGGACUAGGAUGGAGGAAGGAGAGAGGAUUGUAGGGAUACAAGGAGUCACUUCUACCUCAGCCCAGGUGAGAUGGGACCUGGGCCGAUCGGCUGGAGUUUACCUGGUGUGGAUGUUUCAGAUACAGUACAACUGUACAUCCGACGAGGCGCUGGUGUAC
Molecule: messenger RNA, 1083 nt
Organism: Salvelinus sp. IW2-2015
Lineage: Eukaryota; Metazoa; Chordata; Actinopteri; Salmoniformes; Salmonidae
Product: leucine-rich repeat and fibronectin type-III domain-containing protein 2-like
Molecular function (GO): protein binding
Source: RefSeq, a predicted model, not a curated record